Messenger RNA from Lagenorhynchus albirostris (white-beaked dolphin), 3251 nucleotides. RefSeq names its product tweety family member 1 (gene TTYH1). The coding region runs from base 1461 to 2867 and encodes 468 amino acids. Lineage: Eukaryota; Metazoa; Chordata; Mammalia; Artiodactyla; Delphinidae. Gene Ontology annotation, molecular function: intracellularly calcium-gated chloride channel activity; volume-sensitive chloride channel activity. The transcript has 25 exons. Gene Ontology annotation, cellular component: plasma membrane; smooth endoplasmic reticulum membrane. The record is from RefSeq and is a predicted model, not a curated record.
ACAAUGCAAGUGACUCAGGCAUAUUAUCGGGUCAUCUAGGAAAAGGUGUGUCCAGUGUCGACCUUAAAAUUAAAUGUUAUUUUACGGGCAAAAUGAGUUUAUUUAGGAAUGGCAGAGGAAUUGCGAUUCAGGACAUUCAAACUAUGACAAACCACAGUCAAGUCCAGAGAACAAGGAAGAGGAAUGUUACUUUACAGAGAAAAAGGAGGAAGCUGGAAGGGGCUGCUUUGACUGAAAGUCCCUUGGAGAAAACCAAGAGCAAUCCCUGAUGGGGCGGAAAUGCUCUUCUGUGAGUCAAGAAGCCAAGACCCGAUGUCCUCGAGCUGCCUGAAGCCCAGCCUUUAGCAGGUCCCGGGUGUGUUUUAUAAUUGAAGCACAUGGCGGCUGAGACUGGCUUUGUGUAGAUUGAUCCACAGACACCUGUGGGUAGCGGCCGCCACGCUUGGUGGAGCAUCUCUAAACACACCCUUGGCGCCUGAAUCUGGAGGGCCUCUCUGUGUCCCCAAGAACCUAAGGUGGACCUCCCAUACAUGUGACUACCUGGGUAAAAAGCUUAAAACAGCCCGUCUGAGCCCCACAGAGGACUGGGGUUAGCUGGCCAUGCUCACAGGUCAUCACAAGCCUGGGGUAUCAGUGGGAGCCCAUUGUUCCCAGGAGGAUUGAUGGUCACCAUCCAUCAUUAGCAUCUGAAAGUCCUUGCAAGGGCAGAAUCACAGAGCCCAGGGAGAAAGCAGCCCAGGCAUGCUCAUCGCCAAGGGAAGCUCUCCAAGGAGGAUGAGGGGACAGAGCGAGGCAGGCCAGCACGUGCAAACAGAGGAACGGAAACAACCCAACUCGACAGACAGUCCUGGAGCCUGAAAUCAAGGUGUCGGCAAGAUUGCUUUCUCCUGAGGCUUCUCUCCUUGGCUUGCAGACAGCCAGCUGUCUUCUACCUGUGUCUUCGUGUGGUCUACCCUCUGUGCCCGCACACGGAGAAAGAUAGUGGAACUCAUCCUGCUUUCAUAUUCACUGAUAUUCGGACACAAUGACGCUGCUGCAUGAUAACCUCUAUGAGCAUGUUUUCUUCUCUGGGAACAAGGAAGUAUAUGGUCGAUUCUUUUCCAUUAUGGUUUAUUACAGGAUAUAAAAUAUAGUUUCCUGUGCUAUACGGGAAUUUCCCCUAUCUCUCCCCUUUGAUUGAGGUCCCAGUGGGAAAGUGCAUAGGUGAUAAAUGUCUGCCUGUUCUAAAGAGAAGCUUCAGACAUGCAGAGGUCCAGAGUGGCACAAUUACCCCAUCACCCGUCUUGAGGACCCCAUCCAGGAGGCCACAUGACAUGUGAGCUCCUGAGGCUCGCCUUGGCUCCGACGGUCUCUCAGCCUUUCCUUGUUUUGGUUGAACCUAACCGUGUUCGAGAGGACGGCUCAGUGGGAGAAGCCUUUUAACCCACAUGGAGGCGUCCUUUACAGGGUGAUAUAACAGUAUGAGCGGCCUUCUACUGGAUGUCGCUGUUCAGCCGAGCUCCGUUGGGCCGCCUGUGCGAGCAGUGCGGUACCUGCGCGGGGGGCCGCAGCUGCCCCGCGCCGACUUCCAGCUCCGCCCGGUGCCCAGCGGUUUCGCGCCCCAAGAACAAGAAUACCAGCAGGCCCUGCUGCUGGUGGUGGCCUUGGCAGGCCUGGGCUUGGGCCUGAGCCUCAUUUUCAUUGCUGUCUACCUCAUCCGCUUCUGCUGCUGCCGGCCCCCAGAGCCGCCCGGGGCCAAGAGCCCUCCGCCGGGGGGAGGCUGUGUCACUUGGAGCUGCAUUGCUGCCCUUCUCGUCGGCUGCACUGGCAUUGGCAUCGGUUUCUAUGGCAACAGCGAGACCAGUGAUGGGGUGUCCCAGCUCAGCUCUGCACUGCUGCAUGCCAACCACACACUCACUGCCAUUGACCACCUGGCCCACCCCUGUGCGCAGGUGUUGGAGAUGGUGGAGAGGUUGGAUGAGGCCGUGAGGACAGAGCUGACCACUCUGGAGGAGGUGCUGACGCAGCGCACGGAGCUGGUGGCGGCCACCCGGGGGGCUCGGCGGCAGGCGGAAGCUGUGGCCCAGCAGCUCCAGGGGCUGGCCUUCUGGCAGGGAGUGCCCCUGAGCCCCGUGCAAGUAGCUGAAGAUGUGUCCUUUGUGGAGGAGUACAGGUGGCUGGCCUACGUUCUCCUGCUGCUCCUGGAGCUGCUGGUCUGCCUCUUCACCCUCCUGGGCCUGGCGAAGCAGAGCAAGUGGCUCGUGAUUGUGAUGACGGUGAUGAGUCUCCUGGUUCUCGUCCUGAGCUGGGGCUCCAUGGGCCUGGAGGCAGCUACGGCCGUGGGCCUCAGCGACUUCUGCUCCAGCCCGGACACCUACAUCCUGAACCUGACCCGGGAGGAGACUGGCCUUGGCUCAGACAUCCUGAACUAUUAUUUCCUCUGCAACCAGGCCGUCUCCAACCCCUUUCAACAGAGGCUGACUCUGUCCCAGCGAGCUCUGGCCAACAUCCACUCCCAGCUGCAGGGGCUGGAGCGAGAAGCUGUCCCCCAGUUCCCUUCUGCUCAGAAGCCUCUGCUGUCCUUGGAGGAGACGCUGAAUGUGACAGAAGGAAACUUCCACCAGUUGGUGGCACUGCUGCACUGUCGUGGCCUGCACAAGGAUUAUGGCGCAGCCCUGCGGGGCCUGUGUGAGGACGCCCUAGAAGGCCUGCUCUACCUGCUGCUCUUCUCCCUCCUGUCUGCGGGGGCCCUGGCCACCGCCCUCUGCAGCCUGCCCCGCGCCUGGGCCCUCUUCCCACCCAGUGACGACUAUGAUGACACAGAUGAUGACGACCCUUUCAACCCUCAGGAAUCCAAGCGCUUCGUGCAGUGGCAGUCAUCUAUCUGAGCCCUUCCUCCAUGCCAGACUGGAGCCUGUUCCCCAUCUCCGUUCCUUCCCCAGCUGCCGGAGAAGACCCCACUAACCCAGCCUCACUGGGCUCCUACCACUAACAAUGCCCUGGCUACGGACACCUUAAACAGGACUGCCUUCCCGCCUGCCCUGCCCCCUCUAUGUGUCCUUAGCCCUGGAAGUAAGCCGAGGGGGUAGGCCAGGGCCCUGAGCUGGCCGGGGAGCGGGCAGACAGCCAGACCCACAGCCUCUCAGCCCUGAAGGGAUGUGAGUGCCCCCGCCCUACCACACCCCAGUGGGCUUAGGGCCCCUGAUCUCCACUUGCGGCACCAACUUGGGAAAGGGUUGAUUUGAAAUAAAAGGGACGACUUUAUUUUACAA